AUGUCCUCGAUAAAUAUGCUGCUUGAUAGUUCGGUGGAGUUGGGGGGAGCGGUGAGUGCGGAGAAUCACGUGGCGCAGUCGAAUUCAGGGUCGGGACUGGGGCAAAACCAAACGGUGAAUGCUACACCUACACCUCCCGUUGCUGUCGUACGGCAUACAUCGCCCACCAAUCCCUCGCAAUUAAGGCAGUCUUCUGCCCCCGCACAGGAUGAGGAGAUGGCCGAUGUUUCGGCACCUGCUACGCCCGUCUCGGCGUCUACAUCUAUAAACGGGACUGGUAUUGGUACUGGCUCAAUGCAACCUCCAAAAGCAUUAAUCCCAGCAAAACGCUCCGCAUCCUCGACUUUCGUACCUCGUCUCCCGGGCCAACCUCCCUCAGACCUCGAUCUCUCCUCACUCCCAGACCGUCCAAACAUCUCCAUCGAUAUCUCUCUCAACCCGCAGAAAGAUGGGGAAGCGGUACAAGUCAACUUUGCCCAACUCGCGGAAAAGACAUAUGGAUGGGCCGCGGUGCACCCCGUCGCCGCAGCCACCCUCGCACGUCUCCAAGCGGAAAAAUUGGCCGAAAUGUCAAGCGACGACGAAGCCGCCGACGACGACUCCGACGACGAGGAAACCGCCGCAUCCGGUGCCGACGGCCCCGGUGGUCCAGAAAAAGAUUCGGCGGCGAAGAUGAAGAGGAAGUAUGAUACUGGAGGCGUAUAUGACCUCAAAGACGAUUUCAUUGACGACUCGGAGAUUUUGUUGGAGGAAAUGGCUGCGGCGCAUAAGGAUGGGUUUUUCGUGUAUAGUGGGCCGCUUGUGCAACAGGGCGAGAAAAUCAGGAUUGAGAGACCCGACGGAACGGCCAAACGCGGUAGAGGCGGACGUGGGCGCGGAAGAGGAGCUGGGACGGCGAGGGGUGGACGUACGACAAGUGCGGCGGCGAGCACGGCUGCUGCAUCGCCUGCUCCGACUCCUGCUGCUGCUCUCACUACUACUGGGACCACCGGUGCUGGCACCGCUGCGGGUACUGUGACUGCAUCGCCUGCUCCUGCAACACCCGUCAGAGGACGUGGACGUGGUGGGAGACCUCGUGGCUCAGGGAGGGGCGGAGCGAGGGGUGGGUCGGCUACGGCGGCUGCUACGCCUACUGGUGCCGUUACUCCUGCUGCUCCCUCGUUCUCGUCAGAUCCCCCUCUCGCUAUUGCUGCACCUCCCACGCCGUUUCCAGCUACCACUACCGUCGCAGCUGUCCCGGAAACACCGACAGCAACAAUCAAGGACACCACAGCUGAAACCGCAGCGCCCACCCCCACCCCGAUCACGAAAGCGGCCGAGUCGACCUCGACGGCCGCAGCGGAAGAGCUGUCGAAAGAACAAUUAGAAGCACAAAGGAGGGAAAAGCGGAAUGAAUAUCAGAGAAAACGGAGGCAGAUGCUCAAGGAGCAGGAAGCGGCGGCGGCAGCGGCAGCUGAGGGUGGGGCUACGCCGGGGAAGGGUGGGACGCCUGUACCGGCUGGUACGGCGACGCCCGCGGCUACGACGGGAGGUAUGGGCACGCCGGUACAAGCGCCGGGGUCAGCUGCUGGAGCACCGGCGGGACCGAGUGAGGCAGCUAUUGCUGCUGCGGCGGCGUUGCAGGCACGGUAUGCGGUUCAGGUUAAUGGGGGGACCAAGAUGAAUACUAGUCAGUGA
Molecule: messenger RNA, 1677 nt
Organism: Saitoella complicata NRRL Y-17804
Lineage: Eukaryota; Fungi; Ascomycota; Saitoellomycetes; Saitoellales; Saitoellaceae
Product: HPC2-domain-containing protein
Exons: 3
Coding region: 1-1677 (558 amino acids)
Source: RefSeq, a predicted model, not a curated record